UGCUUCAAUCCACACUUGGUGAGCGACUGAAUUGCACUGCCAGCCCAUACAGUAUAUGAGGAGCGAGAUCAAUGAUACCGGAGCCCCGGGUGCUCUGGAUGAUGUGUCACGCGACCUGGUUUUCCGGGGUAUGUCGAUCUCUUCGACGAAAGUUCCCGGAUUGGGAAAGUUUCGACGGAUCGUCACACACAUCAACCCUCCCCAGACUUGAUCAGGCGUUCUGGCGGCGUCUAAUAAGACGACAUUGAACGUCAUUCAUAUCAAACAUGCGAAAGAUUCGCAUUCUCUACGCAAGUUCUCAUCGUACGGAUAUACAACCAACGGAAGCACAACAAGAGAUCCUGGAUGACCAGCUUAACCAAAGUGUAGACGACCUGUCCCUGGCAAAUCGAUACAGAAUGCAUAUUCCGGUCUUGACAUUCGUGGCCGCAACGGGUUUGCUGAUAGGGAUAUUGAUAUGGACAGUGAUACAAAUCAUCGUUGACCCUCGGAAACUCAGACGCUUUCCUACCCCGUCACUCGGGUCCUAUACACCUUUCUGGCUCAUGUACCACAGCUCUCGAGGUCAGAGAUACGCAGCUGUUGAUAGAGCCCAUCAAAAACUAGGCCCCGUUGUGCGAAUCUCGUCGAACCAUAUCUCUUUCACGGACCCUCGUGCGUUCAAGGAGAUCUACAACUAUGGAAGUUCGAUUGUUAAGGAUGACUUUUACGAGAUGAUUGCAGCUGGAAAUCCCUCCAUGGCUCAGACUGCUAGCAAGGUGGAACAUGCUGCCAAGCGACGAAACCUCUCACACGUCUUCUCGGGUCCACAAAUCACGUCAAUGGAGCCGAGAGUUAUGCGAGUCGUCGACAAGUUGUGCAAGAAGCUCGAAGCGAAGUGCGAGGGCCGUCAAAUAGGCGAAGACGACAAAUAUCCUGCCAUUGAAGGUACAUUUGAUCUUCGUCCGUGGCUGAAUAUGACGUCCUUCGACGCAAUCACGUCCAUGUUCUGGUCCAACGAGUACGGCUUCCUGGACAGAGGGAACGACAUUUGCAGUAUGCAAUUGGCAUCCGGCGACGUAAGGCAGACCAAUGCCAUGAAUUCUUACCAUUCCGCUGUUCACUUCAAUGCCUGGCUCGCCCAUCUUCCGGAGGACUGGUACCGAUUUGGUCGGAAGUUGCUGAAGUAUACUCACGGCCAAAUGGCAGGCGAUUAUUUCAGUGGCAUGGCUCGAUACCUGGUGAGCGAAAGACUGCGCUCGAAUCCUCCAGAACCGGAUCUCUUCAGCUCUUUGCCCGUUAGUCCUAGCGAGAAGAGACCGCUUCCGAUGACCUUCGAUCAGAUCCACGCCGAGUGCACCACCAUGCUUGAUGCUGGUAACGACACCACGCAGACCUCACUCACUAACUGCAUGUACCAGCUCGCCAAGCAUCCAGACAAGCAAAGAAGACUUCGUGACGAACUAUACAGUGGCUUGCCACCAACAGCGCGUCCUAUUGCCAGUUUUGCCGACCUUCAGAACAUCCAAUACCUGCGUGCGUGCUUGGACGAAUCAUUCCGCGUACGUACCCCCCUUGGGUUCGGAUUGCCUCGAAAAGUGGUGGAGCCCGGCGUCGUCAUUUCUGGGCACAAGAUAUCCCCCGGUACAACAGUAAGCGCGCCGUUAUACUCUCUUCACCUUAACGAGGACUUGUUCCAUGAUGCAAAGUCAUUCAUCCCGGAACGCUGGCUGCCAUGCGACGAGUAUACGGACUCUUCGUUUCAGACGUCACCAGAAGAGCGUAAGAACCUCAAAGACUAUGUCCUCCCGUUCAGUCUUGGGUCCAGGGCUUGUAUUGGGAGGAACUUGGCUUAUAUGGAGUUGAGCAUCGUCAUCGCCGCGCUGAUUAUGUCCUUCGACUGGGAACUAGCUCGGCCGGCGGAGAAAAUGGUUACUGUGGAGCGAUUCAACAGCAAUCCGAAAGAGCUUUUUGUCAGGGCGAGGAGGUUGGAGGCAGCUUGAUGCUCCAGGAACAUCGAUAUCAAUGUUGCAAGUGAUCUGCCAGCGAUGAUGAAUGUGAUAGCCAUUCAGUCGUCCAGUUGUCGUGUAGUAUGCGCAAGUGAAGUAAUAGGGCACUUCAAAAGUAGUGAAGCAAGGGGUGAAGUUAAGAUCACC
This is a messenger RNA of Exophiala viscosa, 2135 nucleotides long. RefSeq names its product cytochrome P450. The record is from RefSeq and is a predicted model, not a curated record. The coding region runs from base 267 to 1982 and encodes 571 amino acids. NCBI's taxonomy places the organism in Eukaryota, Fungi, Ascomycota, Eurotiomycetes, Chaetothyriales, Herpotrichiellaceae. The transcript has 2 exons. Gene Ontology annotation, molecular function: iron ion binding; monooxygenase activity; heme binding.